Zea mays is the source of this 867-nucleotide messenger RNA. RefSeq names its product calmodulin-related protein 2, touch-induced. NCBI's taxonomy places the organism in Eukaryota, Viridiplantae, Streptophyta, Magnoliopsida, Poales, Poaceae. The transcript has a single exon. Bases 127 to 744 code for a protein of 205 amino acids. The record is from RefSeq and is marked validated. Gene Ontology annotation, molecular function: calcium ion binding.
CGCGGCUCACAUCAAACACCCCCUUCAGCUGUGCUCGGUGCUCACUGCCGCAAAACCACAACCACACAGGGAAGCGCCCAGCGCCCAGCACCCUUUCAAAUCACCACAUCCACGCUCCUCCGUUCCAUGGCCAUGUCGAGCAGCGCCAGCAAGAAGCAAGCCCAGGCCCAGGCCCAGAAGGCCGGGCGGAGGCCCCCGGCGGUGUCGUCGGCCGCGGCCGCGGACGCGGACGCGGAGAUGCAGAGGGUGUUCUCGCGCAUCGACGCGGACGGCGACGGGCGGAUCUCGCCGUCGGAGCUGGCGGCGGUGUCGCGCGCCAUCUCCCCGCCGGCGAGCUCCUCGCACGGGCGGCGCGAGGUGGCGGCCAUGAUGGACGAGCUGGACACGGACCGCGACGGCUUCGUGGACCUGGGCGAGUUCAGGGCGUUCCACGCGCGCGGCGUUGGCGGCGGCGGGGACGACGGCGACGACGCGGAGCUCCGCGCCGCCUUCGCCGUGUACGACGCCGACGGCGACGGGCGCAUCACGGCGGCCGAGCUGGGCAGCGUGCUCGCCCGCAUCGGCGAGGGGUGCAGCGCCGAGGAGUGCCGCCGGAUGAUCGCCGGCGUCGACGCCGACGGCGACGGCUGCGUCGGGUUCGAGGAGUUCAAGAUCAUGAUGCGCGGCCCCCAGCCCCAGCCCCAGCCUCAGCCUCAGGCCGGCGCCGGAGUGACAGCCGUGCCGGACAAGGCCAAGAAGGAGUGACGGGUGUAGGUGUAGGUGUACUCAUCUGGGCAUCAGUCGGGGGGAAGGGAUCGAGUUCCUCUGCCUCUUCUGUUGCUUUCACCUAGUCUGGACUGGAGGAAUGGAAAUACUCAACUUCCUGCA